Molecule: messenger RNA, 9597 nt
Organism: Bactrocera tryoni
Lineage: Eukaryota; Metazoa; Arthropoda; Insecta; Diptera; Tephritidae
Product: myb-like protein Q
Exons: 8
Coding region: 864-3308 (814 amino acids)
Source: RefSeq, a predicted model, not a curated record
UCAACGGCGUCAGACGUCAGCAACGGAAGCUGGACAAGUGCAAAAGUGAAUAAGUGAAAUAGUAAAAUUGUGUUGAAUCACAGAAAUUCAUUGAUUUUCAGAGGUCAAUUUAAGGAAAAAUAAAAACACAGAAACGUAAAAGUGCAGCACAGUACAAGUGGCAACAAAAAUAACUGUAAACAUAAAGAGCAGGCAUACAAUAAAAUAAGCAAAAAAGUUUACUCUUUCAAGAGAAGUGAUAACAAAAAGCGGCAGCCAACGAGCGAAUGCGAGCAGCAAGAAUAGAAAAAUAAAUAAUGUCUGAAGUGAUGCUGGUGUAAAAACAUAAACAAUAAACAAAAAAAGAAAUCUCUUUUCGGAAAAAAGUUAAAUGAAAAGCGUAAAGUGUAAAGUGGAAGAGCCAUUGAGAGCGCUGGUGUGAAAAAGUGUGAAAAUUCAUUCUAAACACACACAUGUGAAAGCGUCACUCGCCACCUACUUCGCCAUCUUAACGAAGUGGCAACAAAAACCCAAGCAACAAUAACAAUAAAGAAAUAACUACAGUUACAAAACGGGCAAUGCCACGAAAAGCACCGGCGACGCACAUUCACACGCAUGCACAAUCAACAAAAGAGCUGUCAGUUUAAGACCCGAAUACAUGUGUUACAACAACAACAAUAGCAAUAACAGCAACCAUAAUAGAAGCAGCCACGGCAAGCGCCGCUGAGACAGCAACCAAAGCCGCCACACAGAGCAGAGCCAGCAAAAGCUAUAAUAAUAACCAGGAAAUAUAGCGAGCGAGUAGCGGGAAAAACACAAGUUUUUGUCUGGAAUUUGCCGUCUUGUCUUCCUGUGACGUUAAGUGAACCUCGAGCAUUAGCAACAUGUUGAAGUUUCUGCGGAUUAUUUGCAUUUGGAUCUGCUGCGCGUUCUGUCUGCUGGAGCGCAUACAAUUGCCCGCCGCCACAGCCGCCAUUGCAGCACCCUUCGAGUAUUUCGAGGAUCACGACCAACUCUCCUACGACUUGGAUACCGAACAGUCAAAAGCCAAAUAUGAUACACGUCUGCUGUCCGAGCAAAUGUUGAAGUUGGAAAAAUCCACUGAACGGUACGAAAGUGCUGACAGCCACGCUAACGGCAUAGGCAACAGUGCGACCAAUUCCGAACUGGACGAAGACACCGAGUCGGAAGCAGAUGCGGAUGUGGAUGAUUUGCAACCGCAUGAACGUGCGGCUUCGUGUCACAACAAUGGCCAUAAAUACACACACGGUCAAAAGGUACCGCGAAUUGAUCCUUGUGAAGUUUGUCUGUGCAUGGAUGGCGAGAUAUUUUGCUGGUGGGAACUAUGUUCCAAAAAGCCUGGAAGCCAAAUCCCAGCCGAAUAUCACGCAAACCCACAAUACGACACUUCCACUGUCAGAUUGAAUGCGCUGAGCAGUACUUCAGGCACGACAGUCCCACCCACCGUUGACACAGUGAAGCUGCAACAACAAUACCCGGAUCCACGCCCCUACGGCAACACCUUCGAUGUAAGCGCACCGAAACAUGAACACCUCACUGAGAGCAGUAAAAGCAAGCAACAACAACAAACACAGGACACAACCAUCUCCAGCUCCACCGUCAACGGUGGCAUUAAGCCGUACGCGCACGCCACCAAAUCCUGGCAGAAGAAGAAGACCUACCAACAGCAGCAGAAACAAAAACACGAACAGCAAAAACAACACCAACACAAACAUGCACACGAGCACGCCGCAUACUAUGCCUACCCGCCGUCAUCGUCGGUGUCGGCCAGCAAAAUUCUCAGUUUCCCGGAGAACUUGCCAUCUGUGUUGUAUCACGACUACCGCACCGAGGAGCAUCAGCACCAUCAACAUCAACAUCACCAGCAGCACUUGAAGCAUCAGCAGAAAAAGCUACAGCUGCUAAUGCAACAGCAACAACAAAAGCGCAAACAACAAAUGCUACAGCACACACACGGCACGCGGAAGGGUGGCGAGCACCAGCCACCACAAUAUCAACACGACAUUUUUGCGGGAAAACCGGCCCCGGCGAGUGCAUAUGGCUCAUCGCCACCAGUGUACACGGGCAGAGACAGCAGCAACUUGGAGCUGAGCGCCGACUGGGGGCUGGUUGGCGGCAAUGAAAACAUCUACGAUGAUGCCGAGGCCGACAGCGAUAUACUCCCCGAGCCGCCGACAAAGAAACCGAAAAUGUCAGCCGCAGCAACAGCGGAAGCAACAACAAGUGCUGCUGAGCUGGUAACAACAACUGCUACCGGCAAUAUUACUGCCAGCCAAAUACAGCUGGCCGUUGCUGUUGGCGCACAAGCGGCCGGACACGUGGGUGUGCAGCAGAGUGACAGCUUCGUCGGCGGCAACGAGAAGUCAUUAAAAAUGAAUGCUGCUGAUGCGUCGUCGCUUUCGCUAUCCGCAUCUUCCCCCACUUACUUCACGUCAACAACAACAUCAUCAGCUGUGGUUAACGCGGCCACACCAGCGAAUCCAGCGUCCAACAAAAUAACGGACAACACGGCGGAACUCCGGCAGCAGGAUGUGUUUAAUCGCGAAAGCAGCGAAGAAGACCAGGAUGACGCCUUCCAUCGCUGGCUCACGUCCACCGAAAUUAAUGCCAACAACAACAAGAACAACAGCGGCAGCUUUACUGAUUAUAACAACAAUUCGUUGGAGUUAGAGAGCGCGACACCAGCACGUCGCACAGAUUUGUCGGGUCUCGCCGGGACACAAACUAUUAACGCAACGACCGCAGCAAAAACAAUAAACGACACGAACGCACCAAGGGGUGCGGACGGUGGCGGUGGCGUCGGCGUCGGCAGAAAUAAUAACAAUAGCAAAAUUGAUAACGUUUACUUUCGCAGUUCCUACAAUGAUUACAGUAGUGAGUACAAUGGCAGCGUGGUGAAUAUCGAUAUAUUGCUCACCACCGCGGAUGAGCAACAACAAGCCCAACAGCAACAGCAACAGCAACAGCAUAAGGCCGAUUUGAUUACGCAGUCAAGCAGCAAUUCACAGCAGGCGGCAAGAGGCGGCGGCACGGCGGCAGCAAGCAGCAAUUCCAGCGCAACGGUGGCAAUAAAUGCAACAACAACGCUACCAAUUGCUGGCGUUCAAACGAGCAGUCCGGAGCGACAGUGCAAUGUUAUGGGCACGCUAUACAAAAUCGGCGAUGUACUGCCACAGGAUACCGGAAAUUGCCUGCAAUGUGUGUGCAUAGAUGGGUCGACGAGCGAUGACACGCCGCGCGUCACCUGUAGUCCGCACAACUGUCCGCCCCUGGUGCUGCCCGAUCUGUUCGAUGCCACAGGAUAUUAAACGGCGCUACAACAACACACAUGGGCCAACUCACACUGCGGCCGACAGCGUAUCCAACAUCAUGCACCCACACACACACUCACAUCUACAAGGCAACAGCGAUAUAAUAAAAAACAAGAAAACGGUAAAACUAAAGCAUCACUCCAGGUGGCAACAGUAAUAAGAGUAAUAAUGAUGCAUUGCGCUCGCAGUUCAUCAACUAGAGCCACCGAUGUCGCUGAAAGUUAAAAGCCACUGGAUCGCCAACAUUCGGUCGAUGUAAAAUGCAACGCCUAGGCAUAUCCUGCAACAAAUCAAACUUCCAAAGAAAUAACAACGUCAAACGUACACAGAUAUCCACACCGUUCCACGAACAUAUUCAUAAGCUUAGUCAAAUAGAAACUGCAUAGACCAUAGUCCUUCCAUACACACAUACAUAUAUAAAAACCUGCACACCAACACAUUCAGAAAAGAGCUGAAAAUAUGAAAUAAAUGAAACACAAAUUUAGUGCUAAGUCGAAAGUCAGAAACUCACAACUAGAAAAAGCCAAUAGAAAGCUUUCAAUAACUGUAUGAUAAAAUUUAAAAUUCAAUAUUUAUUUUUGAGUUUCGAGUUUCGAGCUUGCAUAAAUUAUUAUUUGGCGUCACUUCAUUGCAGAAUGGUGAAGCGCAAAGCAUAAUGAGGCUACCGACUAUAGAAAUCUUUGCAGAUAAGUGUUAGUAUAUCAACUGAUAUGCAUGUAUAGGAUAAAUGUAUACAUAUUUAGCGGUACUUAUAUGCGAUAUAAAGCAAAUUAUACCGUUUAUUUAUAUUUGAAGCAGUAUUGUAUCAAUAAUUAAUUACUACUAAGACGAUAAUGAAACACUGGCAACUGGAGAACUAGGUGAAAAUUACAACAAAAAAUCAUAUGAAAGUAUAUUUGCAUAUAUUUAAGUAUAUAUAUAAUAAACGAUUGAAACUGAGUACAGACAAAUAAUUUAAUUUCAUGAGAAGUAACGUUAAAUAAACUAGGCUUAUAACCGUAAUUCAUAGCAAACAACAAACACAUAGAAAAAAUUAUAAACAAAUUACAAACACACACGAUUUAUUGCUUUAUUUGAAAUGUUUAAAUUAUGCAGCGAAAGUGCAGCGAAUUCAUUAUGUAACAAAUGCUGAAAUUGCGCAUUCAUAGCUGGCAAUACACGCCAAUUGCAAAGCGUUGAUACAAACAGACAAAAAUGCAUGUGAAAUAAUUUAUUAAAAAAUAUGCAUAAAUGCGCUUUUCCAUUUGCACACAGGCCUUUGGACAAACAUUAGUGUGAGUGUGUGUGUGAGCAUAUUUGCAUAUUUAAACAUAUAUCGUUACUUAAAAUGCAAAACAGCGUAUCAUCAAAUAUUCAAAAUUGAAUUUUUUAUUGCUUACAUGUAGCAUAAACGUUUAAGCUUCCGCUGCCCAAUAUAUCCGGUAUAUAACCAUUUUAUAACCAAAACACAAAUUUUGUUUCAAUAUGCGUGGUUUCUGUUAUAUCGUUUUUCCUUCGCUAGCAAACUUAUAAAAAGUGAUGUUACGUUAUUUUGCAUUUUAGGUGACGAUAUGCACAUAUGUACGCGGCAUAGUAUGCGCUCGCCUGUGGCAGUGCAAAAAAGUUGCGUAUACGCCACGGCGCAAAUGCGGCGGCUCGCUGUUAAUCACUUCAACAACUUAAUUAAAAGUAAUCAAAAGUAGAUAAACUAUUUUCACAACAACAACAACAAGAUUUAAUUUAUUUGCCUCGCAUUUUAGCGCACUGAUUUAUUGCCUUUAAAUUAUGAAAUCUGCUUUUUUUGUUCAACGCAUAUAAUCACUUUGUUUGCAUUAGUUGCUUAAUACACAAAGCUUUUCCACACAAAAACUGAUUCGCAGGUGACGCCGAAAAGCAUGCUAAGCGCGGAAAAUCCCUAACCACCGUUGGAUAUGCCAGCAAUAACUAUUCUAAUUUCAUUUUCAUCAAUUUCGAAUUUUCGAAAUUUGUUGUUGCUUUGCCAUUUUAAUUAAUUGUUUAAUUUAAAAAGAUUAUAAUUUGCAGAAUUAUUCAAAAGCACGAAAGAGCUGCAUAUAUCACUUCCAUAUUUGCAUGUGGUAAGCUUCAAUUGGUUUUUGGUAAGGCAAGCCUCCAUAUUUUAUUUAUUUAAGGCGAUAAAUUAAUUAUAUUUGUCACUAUGUGAUUUUGAUUUCAGGUUAUUGGCAUGCAUUUCGUAAAUUAUGAAUAUUUCUGCUAAAAUUGUCAAAUAUUUAUUUAAUAAAUAUUUGCUUUCAAUAACUGGUUUCCAAUUUUUGGUGCAGCGUUGCCUCAUUUCCAGCUUUGUUAAACAUUUAUAGCGCUGUUCGCGACAUAUUCGAUAUGCGGAAAUUAUGCUUAUUGGGUCGGCAAGUUAAUUAAAUGUGUUAUCACUUAAUGCGCCACACUUUUCAAUUUAAACUGGGAAUUUUAAAGUUUAUUCAAAUAAUUUCAACAACUUUUUAGUUUUAAAUUUUUUUUUUAAUACGUACUCAAUCGAAAGCAUAUUACUUUCACAUCUCCUACUAUUUUAAAAUGUGUAUAUUAUAAUAAUAAACUCUGAUAUGUCUCCUUUAAAUAUACCAAAGAAUUUUACUUCUUUAACUAAACAACUGGGGACUAAAUAUUGGUUAAACGAUUAAGAAGUUUUUGAGUUGUUAUGGGCUGAUAAAUAAUUUCAACCUAAGCAACUCGGUUCUGGAUGAGUAGUUCAAGAAUGUAGUGCUUUUUUCUCGUUAAAAAGGUGUGCAAAUUCGGAACAGCAUUUUCGGUUGUCUGAAUUCAGAUCCUUAACUGGCCUCCCCAAGCUGGGGAAUAGUCUAACAGCCGCCGUAUGUAUAAGCGUGUAUUGAAUUUUAAGGCACCUUACGAGGAUAUCGACACCAGAUGGAGUUCAGUUACUAGAUCCAUGUGGAGCAGUUAUCCUUUGGAUUUUUGUGCUUGACGCGAAUUUAAGCAGAAUCUGUGGCCUCACUAUCGAUACCUCUUCCAGUCUAUCAUACCGUGGGGAUCCCAGAUGCUUACAGUGUAGUCUUGCCAAUGCGAGACAAGUGCACAAGAGAGCCUCCAUGGUUUCCUUGCUUCCUUGCUCUAGACAUUUUCUACAGUCUUUUUGAAUUCUUACAGAAGUUAUCGGUUUUUUUUUACUUACUUUUGACUGAUUUAUGUUCAAUGUUAUGUUUAACGCCGCAAACGUUUUUUUAAUAAUGUCAAUAAUAUUUUUCUUGAAAUAAUCUUAGAAAAUAAAAAUCAUAUAUUGGGUUCUUUGGUACUAUCUUAGAUCUUUUCUCUUCGUUUUUAAGUCGAUAUCCUAAAUAUAACUUCAUAAAAUGUAGAAAAGAAAGCUGUAAUUGCGGUAUUUGGUAGAUAUUAGGUAAUUAUCUUACCAGUCAAAUGAAGAUUGCAUCUGCAGAAAUACUCUCUACCCCGCAAUCGGACCGUCUCACUACUUCUUCUUGCGGGCCCGCUGAGAUCGCCUCUUGUUUUUCUGUUGGAAAAUAAAUAUAUUGCAAAAUUAAUAUUAGUAGCCAACCUUCUGCUCAAAAAGCACAAUAAUUUUGAGAUCGAAAUAGACGACAAACAGUUGUCUUUCGACACUCUCAGAAAACGUCUUCUUUGGAUUCCCGAAAAACAUUGAAGAAACUUGCUUUUAUGCUAAGCGGGCUUACGUUAAGUUAGAUUAGUUCGUAGGGUUGUUCCUAAUCGAUAGAUCUGACUUGGAUAGUUUUCAUCUUUUGUGUUACCCAUAAGCUCCUAAAAAUGGAUCACCAAAUCCUCAUAGAUCGGCGAAGCGGUUUUAGUUAUCACAAGUUUGUUAAGGCGGUUAGUAUCAAUCCCAGCCACUUCGCUAGAUUCGCCGAGAUAUGUCAGUCUCAGUCUGCUAAAAGCCAGACAAUAGAGGAGAAAGUUACAAAAUAAUUCUAUCCCGCCUUCUUCCUUACAGCUUUGGCAAAGGGCGUCCAACAAAAUAUUUUGAAAAUAUAUAGAAUUGUGACCGGGUUCUUUAUGUUAAAAGCAAGUACUUUAGAGUACCUCUUACGGUUCACUUUGGGGUAGAAGGAUAUCAAAGUUGUAUUGGUACAACGCUAGAACUCAAGACGACAUCGGAAAACCGACUCGCUUCCAAUUGGAUGAAAGUGGGGAAAUGGUGAAUCCUUAGCAAGCUCAUUGUGCACCCAAGCAAGUCUUAUACGGAGGAAGCUUGAUUUUGUUGGUAAGGAGGUCAAACGCACAGUCAGCGAGGUCGAAGCCAGUAUAGUCGCUCGGCUAUCGGGGUGAAUGCCUAAAUGUCCGAAAACCUCCAUUUCGAAAAUGUAUAUAUACUGCUUCCUUGAUGGCAACCAAAUCCGCUAAAAAAACGCUACUAAAACUAAAGUUGAUGGAGGGCUCACGUCAGAAGACUCCACCUUCUACCCUCCAUCUUAAAUUCGAUCCAUACGUGGAACAACUAACUGCGCAUGUUCUCCAAUGGUUCUUUCCUCGACAUGUGAGCAGAGAAAGAACCGCCAGGACAAGAUUCUGAGAUGCAGCGUUCCAGAUUAUAAGGAAUGCAAUCGACAUAGCCCCUGCCUUAGGCCCCUCAUAUUCCUAUAUUCCCGCAAAGCACUUACCAGCUAUUUCCACUUCACGUCUUUCGAAUUGCUACUCUACAGCAGUAUAAGCCAAGUUCUUCACCCUGUACUCUGGUUGAAGUAAAGAGCCUCCGAAGGAUAGGAGAGUAACAUCAGAAGUAUCUCCUAGCAAAUGAAAAUAGCUCUUUACACAGAAAUCUCUACUACACCAAAUUUCCAAUUUGGACCUGUCGUCAUUCCACUUCCAAAUCAUAAACCUUCAGUAUUUUUUGUUGUGGUCGGAGAUACUAAAAAGUUAUCUUCCCAAGUAUUGUAAUAUCUUUCUUCGUUCCAAGUCACCAUCGCUUCAGCAACCACAUUAUACGUAUAGACUAGACCCUACCUCUUCACGGCCAAUCGAUAUCCACUUUGCUCUCCAGUAGACUUUCAAAUUUUCUUUUGCAACUCUUUUCUCUUUGGCUUAGAUCUGCAAACGGAUUAGUUACCGCAGAAUUACCGGUUUUACUUUGAACUAUGACUCUUUUUCUGAAACACCACAUCAUAAAUAUUUUAAACACCACGUGAGACUAUGAGGAACCAUGCAGUAUCGUUCUUCUUUUCCUUAGAAUUGAGAAUUUCUCUUUUGCAGAGAAAUCUACCCUGAGUAUAAGCCACAAAUCGGAUUUGUCUGACCAAUGCAGUUGUUAGGGGAAUAAUCUGCCGUUACGUUACACACACACACCCACAGCCAAUUCUCAGAGUUGUUUUUAAAGCGUGAAAAAAAUAUUUUAAUGAAAAUUAAAUAAAUAAACAAUUUGCGCUGGCAAUAAAUGCGCAACGAACGGUUAUUUGGCUAGCGGUAAAAACUGCAAUAAAAACAUUGAAAUGAAGACCGCAUUUGAUGGCUGAAAAAAUUGCCACCAAAACGAUGAAAGCUCGCGCAAAAAACGAAAGCGUAAAAAAGCACAAACAUUUAAUUACGAAAUUUUCAUUCAUUUACAACAAUAAAAACAAGAAAUUUAAUUAUUUUUAAUGAACUGCUGUAAUAACUGUAAUAAUCAGUGACACGCCAGGCAUUUUAAGUACAUUUCAAAAAAUGCGAGAGAGAGAGAGAGAGAAAGGGCGAGGGAGAGCAAUUAAAAAACAAUAAGUUUACACAGAUGACGAGCAAAAAAGCAGCAAAACCAAUAACAAAUACAAAAUCGUAUAAUGGAAAAAAUUGAGGUUAAUAUAUUAAAAAAAAUUUAAAAAAAUAGCGAAUAAACUAAUAGACUUGCAUUUAUCGGCAUUGUAUCUUGACCUAAUUAUAACUGUAUAUGAAUAUCAUAGAGAGCAGAUAAGUAAGUUUCCGUAAUGUAAAUGUAGUUUUGCAUAUAAACAAUAAUUGUAAUUGUAAUUGUAACUGUAUAUUAUUACUUCAAAGUAGGCAAAAGUGAAAAUUAUACGAAAUUUAAACUAAGAAGUACUCGUAUAUGUAUAUGAACCAGUUGGUAUGUAUGAGUGCAUGUAAUUGAAAUAUUUUAAUGCAAUGAACUUCUUGCAUUACAUAAAUACCUAUAAUGAUAUAUAAUUAAGAUUAUUUACUCUGUAUUUAUAGGCGACAAGGUAUUGAAGAGAAGAGUAGUGAAAACUUUUACGUUGAAAACGAUUUAAAUAUAUUUAAUUAUGUAACACAAGAAACAAUAAGAAAUUAAAUCAUUAUUGCAUGUAAUGAAUCCGAAUAAAUUACGAUUUGAAGAAUA